GAGGGGCGGACGCUGGGCCGUGCUUGGUGCGCUGGGGCUCGCUCGCGCGGCAGAGGUAGCCGAGGCUUCUUGGUUCUGCGGCACGUGACGGUUGGACGCCCUCCGCUGCGGUCUCCACUGCAGCGCGGAGCCAGUUGUGCGGGCGGGAGAAGGCUUGGCCACCGCUGGCGGUCCCUGGUAGGCUAGAGAUCAUGGAAGGGAAGUGGUUACUGUGUGUGUUGCUGGCCCUUGGAACUACUGUCCUUCAGGCUCAUGAUGGACAUGAUGAUAAUGUGAUUGAUAUUGAGGAUGACCUAGAUGAUGUCAUUGAAGAGGUGGAAGACUCGAAGCCAGAUACCAGCGCUCCUCCUCCAUCUCCAAAGGUUACCUAUAAAGCUCCAGUUCCAACAGGGGAAGUGUAUUUUGCUGAUUCCUUUGACAGAGGAACUCUGUCAGGGUGGAUUUUAUCCAAAGCCAAGAAAGAUGACACUGAUGAAGAAAUUGCCAAAUAUGAUGGAAAGUGGGAAGUAGAUGAGAUGAAAGAAUCAAAGCUUCCAGGUGAUAAAGGACUUGUAUUAAUGUCUCGGGCCAAGCAUCAUGCCAUCUCUGCUAAACUGAACAAGCCCUUCGUGUUUGAUACCAAGCCUCUCAUUGUUCAGUAUGAGGUUAAUUUCCAAAAUGGAAUAGAAUGUGGUGGUGCCUAUGUGAAACUGCUUUCUAAAACACCAGAACUCAACUUGGAUCAGUUCCACGACAAGACCCCUUACACAAUUAUGUUUGGUCCAGAUAAAUGUGGAGAAGAUUAUAAAUUGCACUUCAUCUUCCGCCACAAAAACCCUAAGACGGGUAUUUAUGAAGAAAAGCAUGCUAAGAGACCAGAUGCAGAUCUGAAGACCUAUUUUACUGACAAGAAAACUCAUCUUUACACGUUAAUUUUGAAUCCAGAUAAUAGCUUUGAAAUAUUAGUUGACCAGUCUGUUGUGAACAGUGGAAAUCUGCUGAAUGACAUGACUCCUGCUGUAAAUCCUUCACGUGAAAUUGAGGACCCAGAAGACCGGAAGCCUGAGGAUUGGGAUGAAAGACCAAAAAUACCAGAUCCGGAUGCUGUCAAGCCAGAUGACUGGGAUGAAGAUGCCCCUGCUAAGAUUCCAGAUGAAGAAGCCACAAAACCUGAAGGCUGGUUAGAUGAUGAGCCUGAAUAUAUAUCUGAUCCAGAUGCAGAGAAGCCAGACGAUUGGGAUGAAGACAUGGAUGGAGAAUGGGAGGCUCCUCAGAUUGCCAACCCGAAAUGUGAGUCAGCCCCUGGGUGUGGUGUCUGGCAGCGACCUAUGAUUGACAACCCCAAUUACAAGGGCAAAUGGAAGGCUCCCAUGAUGGACAAUCCUAACUACCAGGGAAUCUGGAAACCCAGGAAAAUACCAAAUCCAGAUUUCUUUGAAGAUCUUGAACCUUUCAAAAUGACUCCUUUUACUGCUGUUGGUUUGGAGCUAUGGUCUAUGACCUCUGAUAUUUUUUUUGACAACUUUAUUAUCUCUUGUGAUCGAGGAGUAGUUGAUGAUUGGGCCAAUGAUGGAUGGGGCCUGAAGAAAGCUGCUGACGGGGCUGCUGAGCCAGGUGUAGUAGGGCAGAUGAUUGAGGCAGCUGAAGAGCGCCCGUGGCUCUGGGUGGUCUACAUUUUGACUGUAGCUCUGCCUGUGUUCCUUGUUAUCCUCUUCUGCUGUUCUGGAAAGAAACAACCCAGUGCUAUGGAGUACAAGAAGACUGAUGCUCCUCAACCAGAUGUGAAGGAAGAGGAAGAAGAGAAAGAGGAGGAAAAAGACAAGGGAGAUGAGGAGGAAGAAGCAGAAGAGAAACUUGAAGAGAAACAAAAAAGUGAUGCUGAAGAAGAUGGUGGUGCUGUCAGUCAAGAGGAAGAAGAGAGAAAACCUAAAGCAGAGGAGGAUGAAAUUUUGAAUAGAUCACCAAGAAACAGAAAGCCACGAAGAGAGUGAAACAAUCUUAAGAACUUGAUCUGUGAUUUCCUUUCCCUCCCCUUCCCCUCCAAGUGUGGUCCUAGGAAAGGACCUGGCACACCUUAGGUUGAAACUCAGAAAACCUCAAGAUGUCACCAUCAACAGGUUCCAGUUGAACACUAGUCUGUGUAAUUUUAAACAUCUAGCAGUAAAUAAUUGCAGUUGUGACAUAAAGGACCCUGUUUUUGUAGAAAGGAAAACAUUUAACAUAAUGGUUGUGAAAUGUAACAUGAAACAACUAACUUGUAUUUUUGUUUUUGUUUUUAAACAUUUUUGUUUUUUAAAAUAGAAUGAUAGAACUUUACCAAACUUUAAAAUCUUGUCUUAAUUUAAUAUAUUAGUCCAUGCAGAAAUAACACCAACAUUUAAAAAUUCUAAGGGAAUGAGUUGUAGUUUUUAUAAUAGAUUUUUUUAAGUUUGGUAUUACAAAAUAUUCAAAUGUUUCUGUCCCUUAAAAUUGAUAAUCAUGUUUAAAGUAUAGUUGUUUGUGGUUAUAAUCUUGUUUUGCUUGCUUCCAUUUCUUGAUUCCUCCUAAGGAAAUUUAGGAGAGGGAUUGGAUGGAGCCCAAAUUUAUAUAGAAAUUCUGUUUAAGUUGUAUUAAAAAUAGACAUACAUUAUGUUGGUUAGACCAUGAAGUGUGUGUUCUGUUGUCUUUGGACCUGAGCAGACAGCAGUUAAUGGAAGAGGUGGCUUCAUGUAGCACUUGGGUAGUGAUACUCCACACACAGGGAGCAUCAGCUUUGGCCUUCUGGAGCAGGUGGCUUGUUGAGGAACUCACUAGCAGGGCAUGGCGUGUGAGUUCUGGAGUAGGUAUUUUCAUUACUUCUUCCACUGUGUUGACACUGUUUUCCUGACCCAUAUUCCCAAAUUCUGAGCUUUUUCCUCUGCUAUGCAUUUUCUUCAAAGCGCAGCUUGCAGUUCGUUGCUGAAAAUGACUAUAAACUCUGCAUAGUGUUAAGCUUUAUUGUGAUUACAUGUAUGUUUCUUCUUUCUUUGAAGCAGACCCACACCUUUCCAGGGUCAGAGUACAAGAUAGAAUAUAUGAUCUUUCACUUUUACCCAUUUGACUCCCUGUAAAGACUUUAGAGGUCUAAUUCAGAGGUGAACCAGUUCAGAAUUGACUGUAAUUGAACACAGGCUAAAAGUAUUUAUGGGAGGAGUGACACAUAGCAUGAUUUUUGUAGCUGCUAAAGAUUUUAAGCCUUCAUUUGCAAUUCAUGUAAUUCAUUUGUGUCUUAAAUUACACAAUAAAGCAGUCCUGUUCAAAUUUUUUUUUUAAUGUGGCUUGUAGAAUUUUUUAAAAAAUGAUCUUAAGUUUGCUUUUCAUGUGGAAUGCACAUGGGUGCUAUCAGAGCCUCUCCCAUACCACUACAGUGUAAUCAUAUUACACUGAAAGGUAUUCAGAAUUAUAUGUUAUUUUAGCUUUAUUCUUUCCUCAGAGGUGUUUUACAUGUACUGUUCCUUGCACUGAAUAUAUAAACACUCCACAGUGUUUAUAUUGGGGAGAUGUUGGGGAGGAGGUAUAUUUGUAAAAGAUGAAAGCUGUACCCAUUUGUUUUACCUUUUUUUUUUUUUUUUAAACUGAUCCACUUAAAUUCUUUUGAGGGUUGGAUGCAUUUUUUUGCUCUUCAGUGCUUGUUUCAUUUCAUUUGUUUGUGGUCACAGUGACUUUAGCUAUGUAGCAGACUUUUCCAAACAUAUUGAGUGCAAAUAAACAGUUGUUACUUAGCAAAACCUAAAAAUAUGUCUGCAGGUUUCUCCGUGAAGCAAACGUAGAGGAUCAUUGCAUUUCCAGAAAUCUGCCUUCUAAAAUUCUUUGUUGAUGUUAAAUUUCAUGCCUCACUUUCUUCCAGCUGAGCUUAAAUCAUUAGUGUUCAUUGCCUCUCCUUAUUUAGUAAGGUUUGUCCAAAAUAAAAACAAUGGCUUUUCUUGUUUUUUUUUUUUCUCAGUUUUUGUUGAAGGUGCAGCAUCCUGAUUAAAUGUCUGAAACGUUAAUGAAUGACCAGCAGUUUUCAGCUCUUAAAAAGGCGCUUAUGAUUUUACAUGCUGGUUACCUGUCCCAUUGUUGUAAAAUGCCCACUGUCCAUCAGAUGUGUUCCUCAGUUUUUCUUAUCUACAAAAUACUCAGUUUUUUUUUUUCAAAUUGUCACGUUACUAAAUGGUGUUACAUUAAAGCCCUGUGUUAAGUGUC
Messenger RNA from Nycticebus coucang (slow loris), 4182 nucleotides. It is a transcript of the gene CANX, whose product is annotated as calnexin. The record is from RefSeq and is a predicted model, not a curated record. Gene Ontology annotation, cellular component: endoplasmic reticulum; endoplasmic reticulum membrane. Gene Ontology annotation, biological process: protein folding. Lineage: Eukaryota; Metazoa; Chordata; Mammalia; Primates; Lorisidae. Gene Ontology annotation, molecular function: calcium ion binding. The transcript has 15 exons. Bases 192 to 1970 code for a protein of 592 amino acids.